AUCGAUCUACAAGGAAAUCUGGUCAAUACUCCUCCCAUUCCAUUCACCUCCAUCCCGUCGUCUUCUUCCUUCCUUCAUUCAUCCAUUCAUUCCCCAUCCAGUUGAGCUGAGCUGAGCUGAGCUGCUGCUUAAAAUAUUUAAUCUGAGACAUUAGGGGAGCAAUCUAUGAGCUGCUUUGGCUGUUGUAAGGAAGGUGAUUUGAAGCAGACUUCUUAUGGGGGAGGCCAGCAUUCAGUGAAAUUUUCAGCAGGUAAAUAUGAAAAUAAACACGGAAAAGAGGCACCGGGUGGUAUUCAAGACAUUAAAUCUCAGUCUAUUGCAGUCCCUGCAAUACCAAUCACUGAACUUAGGGAGGUCACAGGUAAUUUUGGGAGUGCUGCUUUAAUUGGAGAAGGUUCGUAUGGAAGAGUGUAUUAUGGAGACCUUAAAAUUGGGAGGGCUGCUGCAAUUAAGAAUUUGGAUUCAAACAAACAACCAGAGGAGGAAUUCUUGGCACAGGUAUCUAUGGUUUCAAGGUUAAACCACGAAAAUUUUGUUGAAUUACUUGGCUAUUCUGUUGAUGGCGAUCAACGUGUUCUUGCCUAUGAGUUUGCAUCCAAUGGAUCACUUCAUGAUAUUCUUCAUGGGAGGAAGGGAGUAAAAGGAGCACAACCUGGCCCUCUGCUUUCUUGGACACAGCGAGUUAAGAUUGCUGUAGGAGCAGCUAGGGGCCUCGAGUAUCUGCACGAAAAAGCUGAAGUUGAAUUGGUGCAUCGAGAUAUCAAAUCCAGCAACAUUCUGCUUUUUGAUGAUUAUGUAGCAAAAAUAGCUGAUUUUGAUUUAUCCAACCAGUCUCCUGAAAUGGCAGCACGCCUCCACUCAACUCGUGUUCUUGGCACAUUUGGCUAUCACGCUCCCGAAUGUUGAAGCAUCUGUUAUUUGUGGUUUUGUGAAUGGGUAGAUAUGCAAUGACUGGGCAGCUAAAUGCAAAGUGUGAUGUGUACAGUUUUGGUGUUGUCCUUCUUGAGCUGCUCACCGGGCGUAAACCCGUUGAUCAGACCCAACCGCGAGGCGAACAAAGUCUUGUUACAUGGGCUACUCCAAAACUCACUGAAGACAAGGUCCGACAAUGUGUCGAUCCAAGGCUGGCAGGAGAGUACCCCCCCAAAGCAAUUGGAAAGUUUGCUGCUGUCGCUUCGUUGUGUGUGCAAUACGAGGCAGAUUUUAGGCCAAACAUGGGCAUUGUGGUCAAGGCACUCCAGCCCCUUCUCAAUACACGGCCCGGUAUUGGUGGCGACGUGGGCCACGCGGCGUGACGAAUGCUAGUAGUAGUACUAUAUUGGUUACAGUCAAUUACACUUUUGUCCUUAUUAGUUUGUACUUUAUAGGCACAUUGAUCUGGUCCAACAUGAGAGCGGGGUGUGUCUUUAGUACACCCUUUUCAAGUGUAAUUGCUUGAAGAAAAAGAAAAGGACAUUUGACUU
Molecule: messenger RNA, 1463 nt
Organism: Cuscuta campestris
Lineage: Eukaryota; Viridiplantae; Streptophyta; Magnoliopsida; Solanales; Convolvulaceae
Source: the annotation of a GenBank genome assembly